Molecule: messenger RNA, 2508 nt
Organism: Momordica charantia (bitter melon)
Lineage: Eukaryota; Viridiplantae; Streptophyta; Magnoliopsida; Cucurbitales; Cucurbitaceae
Source: RefSeq, a predicted model, not a curated record
AUGCAGCUAGGACCCACCGUUUCUGUUUCAUUGGGGACUUGGACUCGAGUUAUGGUUUUGGGUGAAGGAUCUCAGGGCAAAGUGUUCUUAGGCAAGCCAACCUUGGGACCUAUUUACUAUGUUGCUGUCAAAGCCGCUUUCAUAGCAAAAUCUUCUUCACUCGCCAUCGAAAAAGAUAUUCUACAACACUUUGUCGGAUGUCCAGAAAUCAUUCAAUGUAUUGGAGAUGAGAUAACCCUCGAAGAGUCUUCUAUUUGUUACAAUCUAAUACUGGAGUAUGCUGCUGGAGGUACCUUAGCCAAUUUGAUUAAAAAACAGAGGAAAUUGCCAGAGAAUCUGGUGAAGGAAUAUCUUAAAAUGAUAUUGAGAGGGUUGUCUUGUAUCCAUAGUAAAGGGUUCGUCCAUUCUGAUCUCAAACCAGCUAACAUUCUUGCAUUCCCUCAAGGGGAUGGUAAGAUGAAGUUAAAAAUAGCUGACUUUGGACUUUCUAAGAGAUGGGUCCACCAGGAUCAUGAAGUGGUACUAAAUACUACUAUAGCAAGUUCCAAGCCGAAGUUUAAAGGAACGCCCAUAUACAUGUCACCAGAAUCUGUUGUUCUUGGUAGUAUUAGCCCUCCAUGUGAUAUUUGGUCUUUGGGUUGCAUUCUAGUUGAAAUGAUUACGGGAAAGCGAGUAUGGGAGAGUUGUCAGACUAUUGGUGAGUUCAUAAAAAAGCUUGUGCAUGAGAUGGAAUUACCAGCGGAUAUACCUGAAGAAUUAUCCAGAGAAGGAAGAGAUUUUCUUGCAAGCUGCUUUGAUCAUGAUCCUCAACGAAGAUGGACGGCUAACAUUGUUGUUGUCUUCUAUGAACGAUACAGAGUGAACUACGGACUUAACGUCGACAAUCUGCCACAACGAAGUGAUGUGAUAAACGUGUAUGGGCGAAAUGAAGACAUACACAGCUUCGCCACCGAUCAAAUGGCGGCCAAUGCUUGGGUUAACGCUCACGUGCUUCCUUAUUAUGUGGAUGUCAAUAUUGCAUAUAUUACCGUUGGCAACGAAGUUGUCCCUAUCGACCCAGCUACGCCUUUCGUUGCCAUUGGGUUUACGUAUAACAAAAAUUUCAUGAACCAUGUGGCGAGUGGAGCAGGAACUCCGAAGAGGCCAAAUGUGAAGUACAAUGGGAUUUUGUUUGAGAUGUUCAAUGAGGAUCUCAAAGCAGCUGGAGUUGAGCAGAACAGGAUGCAGUUAGGAUCCACCGUUUGUGUUUCGUUAGGAACUUGGACUCGAGUUAUGGUUUUGGGUGAAGGAUCUCAUGGGAUAGUGUUCUUAGCCAAGCCAACCAUGGGACCUAUUUACUAUGUUGCUGUCAAAGUCGCUUUCAUAACAAAAUCUUCUUCGCUCGUCAUCGAAAAAGAUAUUCUACAACACUUCAUCGGAUGCCCAGAAAUUAUUCAAUGUAUUGGAGAUGAGAUAACCCUUGAAGAGUCUUCCCUUUGUUACAAUCUGAUAUUGGAGUAUGCUGCUGGAGGUACCUUAGUCAAUUUGAUUAAAAAAGAAAAGAAGUUGCCGGAGAAUCAAGUGAAGGAAUAUCUUAAAAUGAUAUUGAGAGGGUUGUCUUGUAUCCAUAGUAAAGGGUUUGUGCAUUCCGAUCUCAAACCAACUAACAUUCUUGCAUUCCCUCGAGAUGAUGGCAAGAUGAAGUUAAAGAUAGCUGACUUCGAACUUUCUAAGAGAUGGGUCCACCAGGACCAUGAAGUGGUACUAAAUACUACUACAGCAAGUUCCAAGCCGAAGUUUAAAGGAACGCCCAUAUACAUGUCACCAGAAUCUGUUGUUCUUGGUAGUAUUAGCCCUCCAUGUGAUAUUUGGUCUUUGGGUUGCAUUCUAGUUGAAAUGAUUACGGGAAAGCAAGUAUGGAAGAAUUGCCAAACUAGUGGUGAGUUCAUAAAAAAGCUUGUGCAUGAGAUGGAAUUACCGGCUGAUAUACCAGAAGAAUUAUCCAGAGAAGGAAGAGAUUUUCUUGCAAGCUGCUUUGAUCAUGAUCUCAACGAAGAUGGACGGCUAACAUAUGGUUUGGGCAACAUCGAAGUGAACUACGGGCUGAACGAUGACAAUCUGCUGCAAUCAAAUGAUAUGUCAAUAUCGCAUACAUUAUCGUUGGCAACGAAGUCGUCUCUGCCGACCCAGAUAACCAAAGUGGUCCACAUAAGCGCCACGGGAGUCUCGUACCCUCCCUUCGCUGGAGCAUUCACCAUCGCAGCUGCCAGACCUCUGAGCAACAUUGCAAAGGUGGUGGGCGCUAGUGGUGUACCAUUAUUGCUGAACGUGUACCCAUAUUUCGCGUACACAUCAAACCUACAACAAAUCCCACUAAAUUACACCCUCUUCACUUCCACGACGUCGGGAGUGGUGUAUGGAAAUCUGAACUACUAUAAUCUGUUUGAUGUCAUGGUGGAUUCUUUCUAUGCGGUGCUGGAGAAGAUUAGCGCUGCCACUGUGAGACUAUACAUUUCAAAGACUAGGUGA